AUGACCACUUACGCCCCAUACGGCUUCUCUACCGACAAUUUCCCCCCCACAUUCAAAGGUCUUCGAUACAGUCCGGCUUCUUCCUCUCCUGGCACUCCUCCGACGCCCAAAGAGCAGCAAGAAGCACUGACGUUCUACGAGCGAUAUGAGCACCCCAAAGAAGACAAAAGGAGAGACCGUACUCCUAGGAAGAGUCCCGCUGCUAAAGAGAAAGCUUUCAGGAACAAGAAGCGCGCUCUGGAAAAGAAGCAGCGCAAGGUGGAGUCUUAUCAUGGGGUCAGUAUACUUGCCCUCCAGAGCGCCAAGGACUUGAUCAAACGUCGUUAA
This is a messenger RNA of Lecanosticta acicola, 327 nucleotides long. NCBI's taxonomy places the organism in Eukaryota, Fungi, Ascomycota, Dothideomycetes, Mycosphaerellales, Mycosphaerellaceae. The record is from the annotation of a GenBank genome assembly.